GAUCAUGGUCUGCACUGUUCGCUAUUCAGUCAGUAAAGUUUCAGUGUAAACCACUUUGAAUAAUAAAUGGUACUGUCCAAAUUGAAAGAUGGAUCAGUCCAUUAUAGAAAUAUAGCAGGGUAAGGGUUAAUGACGAUCGAAAUAGUACUCACGUCUCAAAAUGGCGACAGGUGGGUGUGAAGAAACUUCUGAUGAGAUUUUUAACUUUAAAUGUACACCUUGUUCUAAAAUCAACAGACACAGAGAAGCCGUGAAAUAUUGUGUGGAAUGUCAGGGAUACUGUUGUCAGUCGUGUGUUGACAUGCACCAAGCAUUUCCUGCUAUACAAGGACAUAAACUGCUCGAUAAAUCAAGCUUCAAGACUACAAUUUUGACAACAAACCUUCCAAGUGUUCCUACAGAGAUAUGUACCAUACACGAGAUAAAGAUUCUGGACAUGUACUAUGGUAACCAUGACGUUGUUGGAUGUACAAGCUGUAUGGCGCUACAUCACAGGAACUGCACAGACAUCCAGCUUGUGUCGGAUGUUGUCGAAACUAUGUUUAAGAAGACGGGCGUUGAUGAAACUCAUCUGAAAUUACAAGAGAAGAAUAUAGCAAUAGAAAAUAUUAAAACAUCCAGAGAAGCUCUUCUCGAAACGCUGAAUAAAUCAAAAACGGAUGCAGUCAAUGAAAUAAAAGCAUUUAGAGCAGAAAUGGAAACGAUGCUUCAAAAAAUGGAAAAGGAAUCGAUAAAAGAAGUAGAUAAAGAAUACCAAACAAUGAAUGCAAUGCCGCUGGAGGAGAUAAAGAAAUCCGAAAACCAGAUUAUUGGCCUCAAGCGAGCUGCGGACAGCAUUAAACAAUCCGACGGAAAUGUAGCUCAGCAGUUUGUUUCCAUAAAAACAGCACAGAAGAUUAUUGCCCAGGCUGACGAUAUUAUAAACUCAUUCUAUGCACAUUCACAUGCAAAGAUAUCAUUUGCUGCUGACCAAAGUGUGUUGGGAUUUCUACAAAAACUGAAUACGUUUGGGUCGGUCACCCGCGAUACAGCCUACUCAGUCAAGGGAACCAGAGAAAUGAAUAUAAGAGUACAGAGUGACACAUCAACCUGCUCUGUAUUUGGGUCAUGCUUAACACAAGGAGGCAAGCUACUACUACCUGACUUCAACAAUAAUAAGUUAAAACGUGUCGACAUUGGAAAACUAUCGGUAGAGGACUACUGUGACUUUUCCUUUGGUCCACGCGGUGUGUGUUGUAUAGGUAACCAGGAAGCAGUUGUGACAUUUGAUAAUUAUACCAUCCAGUUUGUCUCCCUUGGCAAUCAGAUGAAACUUACACAUGACAUAAAGCUGAAUCAUCCCUGUUUCGGUAUUGCUUAUAAGGAUGACAAACUUCUGAUAACUAAUAAUGGCACGUCACUGUAUAUACACGACAUGGCUGGAACGCUACUGCAGACGAUAUCCAAAGACAGUUCCGGAAAUGAUCUGUUAACUUAUUGCCGCCAGAUUGCUUUCAGUGAUUCCGGAGAUAAAAUGUAUGUGGCUGACAGGUUCAACAAUAUAGUCACACUAGAUAGACAGGGAAAACACUGCAACAAUUUCAUUGAUUCUGACUUGACCAAUGGUAUUGGUGUCUGCACAGAUAGAAAAGGGAAUGUAUUUGUUUGUGCAUAUGAAUCAAAAAAUAUUAUGCAAAUAAGGCAAAAUGGACAAAAAGUUGGCAUUGUAGUAAAACCAACAGAUGGACUGAUUCGACCAUGGUCCAUUACUUUUAGUCCAAAGAUGAAUACUUUAUUUGUUACCGACGAUAACAAUGACAACGUUAAAGUCUUUGAAUUGCAGUAGUGACAAUACUGUAAAAAAUAAUUGACUUGCUAUAGUAGUAUAUGAAAUAUACUGCACAAUCUUUUCUCCUUCUAGAAGCGAGAUAAGAUCAUAUUUCAAGAGGAAAGAAACUUCACAAAAUCGACAUAUUUUGUUAAAAAUUUUAUAACGUCUGUCAACAAAAACACUUUUAACAAUGUGACAAUACGAUACAAUUUUUAUCAAGUAUACAUGUAUAUUAUUGUACAGGAGGUUGCUGUACAAUACAGUGGAAAGAUAAUAAGGCCUUUCAGUUUUCGGCCAGCAAAACUCGAAUGUGCAGUUCAAGAUUAAUAGUCUGACAUCACUGUUUAAAAAAAAGGAAGGUAUAAGAUAAAGCUGUAGGAUAUAUGAAUGCAAUAAACAUUGUAUAACUACAAUUAUACGUAAUGAAUAUAACAUUUGCUUACAUUAAUCAUACCUUAAUCAUUACAUUUCAUGUUUAUAUGAAAACUGCAUUAUUUGCAUAUGAUUUUCAAGGACGGGCCACUAUAAAACUUCUAAGGCCCAGCGCGAUCAGUCUUUUUUUAUAAACAAUAACUAUA
This is a messenger RNA of Mercenaria mercenaria, 2388 nucleotides long. RefSeq lists its product as uncharacterized. The transcript has 2 exons. Bases 161 to 1825 code for a protein of 554 amino acids. The record is from RefSeq and is a predicted model, not a curated record. NCBI's taxonomy places the organism in Eukaryota, Metazoa, Mollusca, Bivalvia, Venerida, Veneridae. Gene Ontology annotation, biological process: positive regulation of DNA-templated transcription. Gene Ontology annotation, cellular component: nucleoplasm; chromatin. Gene Ontology annotation, molecular function: ubiquitin-protein transferase activity.